This is a messenger RNA of Notothenia coriiceps (black rockcod), 453 nucleotides long. RefSeq names its product cohesin subunit SA-3. The record is from RefSeq and is a predicted model, not a curated record. Gene Ontology annotation, cellular component: nucleus; chromatin; cohesin complex. Bases 1 to 453 code for a protein of 150 amino acids. Gene Ontology annotation, molecular function: chromatin binding. The transcript has 4 exons. Gene Ontology annotation, biological process: sister chromatid cohesion. NCBI's taxonomy places the organism in Eukaryota, Metazoa, Chordata, Actinopteri, Perciformes, Nototheniidae.
AUGUGUCUGCUGGCAUGGCUGUUCUUCUGUCUGUUUAAGGAGAGGAUGCUCGGCAUGGUGCUGGACAAAGACCUGGAUGUGGCAGUGGAAGUGAUCAAUCUGUUGCUGCUGAUCCAACAGAGCACAGAGGGUGGUCUGAGAGAGGAGGAGUGCGGACACAUCUAUCCGCUGGUCUACGCUUCAAACCGAGGCCUUGCGUCUGCCGCUGGCGUCUUCCUCUUCAACAAGCUGAAAAGUGUGAUUGACAGUGAGAACCAGGUGAAUGGUACAAGUGGAAAUGCAGACCUCCUUCAAAUCCUCAUCACCUUCUACAUGCAGAGUGAGUUCCACGAGCACGGGGCGUACCUGGUGGACAGUCUGUGGGGCGUGGCGAAAUCUGAGCUGAGAGACUGGGAGACCAUGACCACGAUUCUGCUGCAGGAGUCUGGUGAGGAACAACAGACCUCAGUCUGA